CAGUAUGUAAGUGUGUGGCCUGAGUCAUUCUGUAACUGCACAAGUAACAAGAAAGUGAUCGGGACGACUGCAAGAACCUGCCUAAGGAAUACACUCCUUUUCACUGUUUUGAUUUUUCAUCUGGGCUCUUCAGAAUUCAUCUGCAGCUUACCUUGGCGUGACUGUAUGUGAGCUGCUGUCAGCCUUCAUUCUCCCUGUCUAAACAUGGACAAUCCAUGCUGCUGCAGUCACCAGGGCUCCCUGACAAUUGUAGCUCCAGAGUAAUGACAACUGUUGGAGACCAGAAGUGGAAUGAAGGCAGACAGGCCGGUAAUGAAGAAGUUCUCAGAUGACAUUUAACUUACUGGAUUUUUUUUUUGUCUUUUCUGCUUUGUGCAGCAUUUUCUUUAUGGGCUGUCUCAUUUCAGGUUGCUAAAGUAUAGGAUAGUGAUAAAAUAAUAGGAAUUGUCUGCGCUAAGAGGAUCAAUAGCUUAGUCACUGUUGUCACAGGCACAAGGCUACUCGUCAUAUUGUAUAGAGUUUGAGAAUGCAGGCGACAGCAAGGAAAAGGAAGGCUGCGAGUGAAUUAUUCCAGACGGUGUUUACAAUAAGUGCUCUCCUGAAGUCCAGAAGACAAUGGAUUGUGGAUCUUAUACGGCUAUUUAAUUAAUUAAAGAAGCAAAAAAAUAUAUAUAUAUAACUGAAAGAUUUGAAAUGUUUUGUUCUUUUGCAUUCCACUUAUAUUUUUACAUCCUGAUUUCAAAUUUAUAAUAAAAAUGUGGCUCAAGGAGUUUGAAAUCCUUGCUGGAAGAAUACCAAGAAAAAGGCACGCAAAGGACAUUACAAUGAUGUUUCUAUUAUUUAACUAUAGAACAUCACAUUAAUUUGCUUUCUGAUUCCAAUUUUUGUUACUGUACUUCUUAUGGAGUUCUCCUUAGCGCCUUAUUUGUGCUUCAUUUGACUUAAAGUAUAGCUGCCUUACUUUGUAACAAGAACCAUUUUUAUGGUGUCUCUCCAUAAAGGUUAAAAUUUAACAGCAUUUGGAGUAAAGAGUUCCUAUACUGACAAUAGUGCAUUUUGAAAUAUGAGCAUGGCAUAAACUGACAUGUACAGCAUAAUUGAAUAAUUUAAAGUCAUCCUCAUGUUUUGCUACAUUUUAAUGAAAAUGAAUUGCAUUACAACUAGCCUAUAUUUCUUGGAAUGUCUCCAAUACUUCUAAUGGAAUAUUUGGAUUUCUCAAAAAUCUCUUCUAAAUGAAGCCUGGAAACAUUCAUGUGGGACGGGAGAAGAAAAUGAUGCAUGUCAAUAAUUUCCCAUUUAGGAGGCAUUCCUGGAUAUGUUUCGAUGUGGACAAUGGCACAUCUUCAGGACGAAGUCCCUUGGACCCGAUGACGAGUCCUGGUUCAGGACUCAUCCUCCAGGCCAACUUUGUUCACAGUCAACGACGGGAGUCCUUCCUGUACCGCUCAGACAGCGACUAUGAGCUCUCACCGAAAUCCAUGUCCAGAAACUCCUCCAUUGCUAGUGACAUGAAUAACUGUCAUCAGAGGCCAAGUUUGGUUUCUCGGAGAUCAGAGCCAGUUCUUAAUGGAAAUCAUGGAGAUGACCUGAUUGUAACACCAUUUGCACAGGUGUUGGCUAGUUUGAGGACAGUGCGGAAUAAUUUUGCUGCAAUAACAAAUUUACAGGAACGUGCCUCAAACAAGCGAUCACCCAUGUGUAAUCAGCCACCCAUUAACAAGGCCUCCUUUACCGAGGAGGCCUACCAGAAGCUGGCCACCGAGACUUUGGAGGAGCUGGACUGGUGCUUGGAUCAGCUCGAAACACUACAGACAAGGCAUUCUGUCAGUGAGAUGGCCUCUAAUAAGUUUAAAAGAAUGCUUAACCGAGAACUUACACACCUCUCUGAAAUGAGCAGAUCUGGCAAUCAGGUCUCAGAAUACAUCUCAAACACAUUUUUAGACAAACAGCAUGAAGUGGAAAUGCCCUCUCCAACACAGAAAGAGAAAGAGAAGAAAAAAAGGCCAAUGUCCCAAAUUAGUGGGGUAAAGAAAUUAAUGCACAGUUCAAGUUUAACAAAUUCAAAUAUUCCACGAUUUGGGGUGAAGACAGAAACAGAAGAUUCUUUGGCAAAGGAGUUAGAAGAUGUUAAUAAAUGGGGCCUUAAUGUAUUCAAAGUUUCAGAGUAUUCGGGAAAUAGGCCAUUAACGGUCAUUAUGUACACCAUUUUCCAGGAACGGGAUUUAUUAAAAACAUUCAAAAUUCCUCUAGACACAUUUAUCACUUAUCUGAUGACAUUAGAAGAUCAUUACCACACAGACGUUGCAUAUCAUAACAAUAUUCAUGCUGCAGAUGUUGCUCAAUCAACCCAUGUGCUGCUGUCCACCCCUGCUCUGGAGGCUGUCUUCACAGAUUUAGAGAUUCUUGCUGCCAUUUUUGCCAGUGCUAUCCAUGACGUAGAUCAUCCAGGAGUCUCCAACCAGUUUCUUAUAAACACAAACUCUGAGCUCGCCUUGAUGUACAAUGACUCAUCGGUGUUGGAGAAUCAUCAUCUGGCUGUGGGCUUCAAGCUGCUACAAGAGGAGAACUGUGAUAUAUUCCAGAACCUGACCAAAAAACAGAGACAAUCACUGCGGAAGAUGGUUAUUGACAUUGUCCUUGCAACAGACAUGUCCAAGCAUAUGAAUUUAUUAGCAGACUUGAAAACUAUGGUUGAAACCAAAAAAGUUACCAGCUCUGGAGUCCUUUUAUUAGACAAUUAUUCAGACAGAAUACAGGUUCUGCAAAACAUGGUUCACUGCGCAGAUUUAAGCAAUCCUACCAAACCACUUCAGUUGUAUCGGCAAUGGACAGACCGUAUCAUGGAAGAAUUUUUUAGUCAAGGAGACCGGGAAAGGGAAAGGGGGAUGGAAAUCAGUCCGAUGUGUGACAAGCACAAUGCAUCUGUUGAAAAAUCACAGGUUGGCUUCAUAGACUACAUUGUUCAUCCUCUCUGGGAAACUUGGGCUGACUUGGUUCACCCAGAUGCACAAGACAUCUUAGAUACUUUAGAGGACAAUCGAGAAUGGUAUCAGAGCACAAUACCACAGAGCCCUUCGCCUGCCCCCGAUGACCCAGAAGAUGGGCGGCAGGGUCAAACGGACAAGUUCCAGUUUGAACUGACUCUGGAGGAAGAUGGUGAAUCAGACACAGAAAAAGACAGUGGUAGCCAGGCUGAGGAGGAUGAUAACAGCUGCAGUGACUCUAAGACCCUCUGCACUCAAGACUCAGAGUCCACAGAAAUUAAUCUAGAUGAGCAAGCUGAGGAAGAAGAGGAGGAAAGGAUCACCUCAGAACCAUGUAUUGUGGAAGAAGACCAGCCUGUUGACACAUAGCAGUGCAGAUGGCAUGUACAAAAACAAUACAAUUAAUAAUAACUAUUAAUAAUAAUAAUAACAAUAGUAAAAGUUCCAAAGCGCACAUGUUGCACACCAUAACCUUGGCCACUCCUCAUUCUCAUCUGUUUGGACAGAGUAUUUCAGAGACUGCUAGUAGUUCUGUUACUUUGCACUCAGGAAUAUUACACCAGAAACAGAAGCUUUCAAGAGCAGCGUGUCAGCUUUUGACAUUUGGCUCCCAGACUGAGAUAUGUGGUGGUUGUACUGGAUUCCAAUGAAUCGAGAUGUGUCCAAAAUGCUGAAGCGUAAACUGUUCAGGAAAGCAAUGGUGAAAGAAAAGAGUUGACAUUACACGUGUGUUUGUGUGAAUGUGUGUGUGUGUGUGUGUGUGUGUCUUUAUAUAUUUUUAGUAUAGAGUGAAAUACUAAUUAUAUGUAUAGUUGCACACAUAUGAGCGCACACAUUUGGAAAAUAUACUGUACAGUAUACCACAGCAGUCUGGAUGGCUUCCUAGCAGGACUCUUACAAAAAGCAAGACAGUGUGAAAAGCGCAUUGCAAACUAAACAGUUCAACAAAGAACAUUUAGAGUGGAUUAACAAUACUUUUUUUGUAAAUUUCAAGUCUUCCUUGAAACUUGACUGAAAAAAAAAAAAAACAAAUACACAGCAUUUGGGCUGUUUUGACCUCUUGAGUUUUGUAUUGUAUGUAAAAUGGAGCUCUUUUGUAGAUUUUACUUUUAAUAUUACAGAUUAUAAAGAUAUUAUAUUUAAAAAAUAUUUUAAAACUUUAAUCUGCCAUCAUUUUUGUUCUUUUUUCUUUUCUCAAAAGUAACUUGCAAGUUGGCUGUACUAAUCAAGAAUUAGCAUCAAUACUCACAAACACUGUGUAGUCUAAGUCUGCGUCCUUUUAAUAUACCGUGUGUUCAUUUCUGAAUAGGCACACUUACCUGAGAAGUCGCCAUGCAGUACAAAACAUCUCUUGAAAGUUUGAAAAGCGAAACAGUUCUGGUUGUCUAAAGAAAAAGCACAGAAGGACUUUCACCUUUUAACAUCACUGUUGCCUUAUGGUUACAAGACCCUGCUAACACAUGCUAGCAUGACCCCGCAUAGUGGAUGUUUGACACGAGGCUACUGCAGCUUUUACCCACGCUUCUCUUACCAGGCUACUCGUGGUUUGGCUACUUUUUACUGGAUGCGUAAAGCUUGUAAACCACAAAGCUUUUUUUUUUUUGGCAGGUGAAGGGUUUUAAAACUGCUGAUGUGAGGAGAAAGAUCUCAAAAGUCCUUUUCAUAGGUCCAGUGAAAGGUAUCAACACAGAGACUCGAGUUAUUGAUAGGGCCGAUGGAGGAGCUGUCGUCCAAAGUAUUAGGAGAGACUGAAAAGAGAAGUUCAAACUCUAAAAGAAUUCCCAUAAUGUUUUGUACGCAAUAUAUUCCGACAGUUCACCCUCGGUGCUUUUGAUGUAGCAUUUGGUUUGAUAAAUUUCUUUGGAACUUAACACGUUGUCAUUUUUACUACUGUAUAGUGUGUUUUCUAUUUAUAUACACUGACAGUGUGAAUACGUUUAGUUACACAGUUUAUAGAUCCCUCCCAUGUGCAACGUGCCUGCACUGAAGGGGCACCAUAGUCUUGUUUUGUCCUUAUCGUUAGGGGUCACCAAACACAAGACAAUCGACUGCACAUUUAGAGCUUUUUAGUCCGAGUUCCUUGCACAUGAAGAGUACUGACAUGUUCUUAAUCAAUGUCUGCUUGCCAAAAUUAAGACCUAAAACCAGGGGGGGCUUCACAGUGCCCUUUGCCUAGUAUUGUCUUCUUAUUGAGUUUUCAUUUGCCACAUUAGAGUCCAGUCCAUUAAAAUAUUCAUAGCAUGCCGAAACGUACAUUUUAGCUUGCAAGUUACUGGAUCUACAUGCUUUUAUGGUUUCAUUUUGCUCUUUUUUAGCAAGAGCAUGUAGAUGGAACAAAUAUUUUUUAAACUUGAAUAGCUCUGGCUUUUACUGACAUUUAAAGAAAAAGAGGUUAUUUUUGGAAUACAUUGUUGAAUUAUUUUGUGCCAUGCCAUUUUUUUUCCUCACCAUAUGCCCUUACCUGUAAUACAGUCUCUUGUUUGUCUCUGUUUACAACCAUGUAUUUAUUGUGCUGUACAUACUAUAAUGUUUAUUGUAAAUUAUCGAUUCUUAUUAUUAUAUCAUCCCUUAUUGGGGGUGGUGUUUCUGUAUUUGGAAACUCUUGGGGAGAGAAUGAUUAUAUAUAUAUAUAUACCUAUUCUAUGUAAAUUUAUCUUCUGUAAUAUAUGUCACCUUAGAGCUUGUAAAUGAAAAAUUUGGGAAAACCAAACCCGAUUCUAAAAAGCCGCAGGUCUUUGGUCCCAGGGCUGUGCCUUAACGUAUUGGUUGAUUUUUCUUCUGUUGUGCUCCUGUAUUAGGAUGUCUUUAUGAAUGUUUGGCUUGAGCUGGGCAUUUUAAGCUGGAAUACUCAACUGCAUUUUGUUUUGGACAUGUAAAAUAUGGUCUUUAAUUCCAAUACAAGUUAAAAAGUUUUACUUAGAAUUCAGAACAUUUAAUUCAUCCUUAAUAAAGCAAGAAUCCCAUCGGCUGCUUUAUUAUUAAGAUGUUCUGUCCUGAAACCAAAAUGUAACUGAGUGUUGAAAAAAUGUUAUUGGAAUUACAAGACACUCACACACAAUUGUUCAUACAUUGUAAACUGAUACCUUUUUGUCUUUUCUUGUAAUGUAUACUCUUUCGUCUUUAUGUAGCUUUUUAAACUAACACUAUAAAUGUGUUUAGAAAUGCACAAAGCCUUUGUUUAAAAGCAGUAGUAAAGAAAGACUUUGAAGGCAA
Molecule: messenger RNA, 6197 nt
Organism: Polypterus senegalus (gray bichir)
Lineage: Eukaryota; Metazoa; Chordata; Cladistia; Polypteriformes; Polypteridae
Gene: pde4d
Product: phosphodiesterase 4D, cAMP-specific
Exons: 16
Coding region: 1233-3353 (706 amino acids)
Biological process (GO): signal transduction
Cellular component (GO): cytosol; nucleus; perinuclear region of cytoplasm
Molecular function (GO): 3',5'-cyclic-AMP phosphodiesterase activity
Source: RefSeq, a predicted model, not a curated record